AUGUUCAACCAGUCUCACCAUUGCUGGACUUCAACCUCUGUCUGCUUCGUCAUCCUCAGCUCCUGCUUCAUCUCAAUCUCCUCCUCCUCCUCUGCCUGCAACCAACUCGAUCUUAACUCUCUCUUGUCCAUCUCCCUCACCUUCUUCUCCCGGCCUCCCCUCAAUCCCUUAAACUGGUCAACAUCCAAAUCCAAUGCCACUGACUGCUGCCUCUGGGAAGGAAUUGCCUGCAACCCAGAUGGCAGAGUCACUUAUCUAUGGCUGCCCUCCAGGGGCCUCACUGGAACCAUCUCUCCCUCUCUGAUAAACCUCACACACCUCUCUCACCUCAAUCUCUCCCACAACACCCUCUCUGGCCCCCUCCCUCAUGGCUUCUUUUCCUCCUUGACUCUCCUUCGAGUUCUCGAUCUUAGCUUCAAUAAUUUGCGCGGAAACUUGUCGAACACCUUGCCCAGUUCCAUCGAAACACUGGAUUUAUCCAGCAACCACUUUGAUGCGACUAUCCCAACUUCAUUUCUACAAGAUGCAGUGAACUUGGUGAGUCUUAAUGUCAGCAACAACAGCUUCACUGGCGCCAUUCCGGGCUCCCUUUGCAUCAAUUCCAGCCUCCUUAUGCUCUUGGAUUUCUCCAGUAACGACUUCAUCGGAGAGAUUCCCUGUGGGCUUGGGGGAUGUUCAGAAUUGGAGGUCUUUCGAGCUGGUUUCAACUCUCUCUCCGGACCAAUUCCGAGUGACAUUUAUCAGGUAAGGACUCUACGAGAAAUCAGCUUAGCUUCCAAUAGUCUAUCUGGACAGAUAGGAGGCAGCAUAAGUAACCUCACAAGCCUCAUCACACUUGAGCUCUACUAUAAUGAGUUUAGGGGCAUCCUCCCUCCGGAUAUAGGGAACCUGUCCAAAUUGGAAAAACUAGCCCUUCACAUGAACAACUUCAGUGGCACAAUACCAACAUCCUUGAUGAAUUGCAUUCAUCUUAGAGAACUAAAUUUGGGGUUCAACUCAUUUCAAGGAAAUAUCUCCACCCUUAAUUUCUCCCAGCUUCAGCAACUUACCUUACUAGACCUCGGCAACAAUAACUUCUUCGGGCAAUUUCCCAUUAGCCUUUAUUCCUGCAAGUCCCUGAGAGCAAUCAGACUAGCUCGCAGCAAUCUUGAAGGACAGAUUCUACCUGAUAUGCUCACUCUGCAAUCUCUCUCAUUCCUUUCGCUUUCUGAUAAUAGGCUAACCAACAUCUCGGGGGCGGUGAGAAUCCUAAUGGGCUGCAAGAACCUCAGCGUCCUCAUCCUCACAAAAAACUUUGCAGGUGAGUUAAUGCCGGAUUACGAUGACGAGGCGGCAGAUUUGAGUACUGAUGGUUUCAAAAAUCUCCGAUUUCUAAGCCUAACGGGUUGCCUACUCGUUGGCCGAGUACCCAAAUGGCUAGGAAAACUGAAGAAGCUAGAGUUUUUAAGUCUCUCUCUUAAUCAACUUCGAGGCUCCAUUCCUGGAUGGUUAGGGAAUUUGCCCAGCCUUUUCUACUUGGACCUGUCUAAUAAUCUCCUUACUGGAGUAUUUCCUGAGGAGCUUUGCAAAUUGCCAGCAUUGACAUUGGAUCGAGUUGCCACCAAAGUAGAUGAUACUAAUCUAGAAUUGCCAAUCUUUACUGCAUCCAACUAUAGUGCUACAGCAAACAACACCCAUGGUAGACAAUACAACAAACUCUCCAACUUCCCACGAGCAAUAAUUUUCAAAAACAACAGCAUUAGUGGGAGAAUCCCAGCUGAUAUUGGGCAAAUGAAAUUUCUAGUUUAUUUGGAUCUCAGACACAACAACCUCUUUGGAAAAAUCCCGGAUCAAAUAUCGAGUCUUCGAAACUUAGAAUCAUUGCACCUAUCCUUCAACCAUUUUUCUGGUGAAAUCCCAGUGUCACUGACUAGCCUCGAUUUCUUGGCCGAGUUCAAUAUUUCAUACAACAAUCUUCGAGGACCGAUACCGGCGGGCACUCAACUACAGAGCUUUGGGGCUUCUGCUUACGAGGGUAAUCCAGAGCUGUGUGGACUACCACUUCCAAACCCAUGCCAAGUUCCUGGUGUCAAUGAACACAAGGAUACUCAACACAAGGAAGAAGAGGACGGAGAUGGGAGUCCUUGGUUCUAUUUGAGCACAGGGCUUGGAUAUAUUGUGGGGUUAUCUGUAGUUUGUUACACUACUUUGUUCAACACUCGGUGGAGAGAUGCUUAUUUUCAAUGCUUGACAAAUGCUAAAAAUCAACUGUGUGUGACACUUGCUGUUUGUGUUGCAAGAAUUGGAAGGAGGACUUCACGGCUAGCUAGCUAA
Malania oleifera is the source of this 2313-nucleotide messenger RNA. RefSeq names its product receptor-like protein 2. Gene Ontology annotation, molecular function: protein binding. The coding region runs from base 1 to 2313 and encodes 770 amino acids. NCBI's taxonomy places the organism in Eukaryota, Viridiplantae, Streptophyta, Magnoliopsida, Santalales, Ximeniaceae. The transcript has a single exon. The record is from RefSeq and is a predicted model, not a curated record.